UUCAUUGACGCUGGGAGAUUAGAGCUCUUCAAAUGCAAAACCUUUUUGUGCACCGUGUGUUGUUUGUACAGAUUGUAAGGAACAACUGGACAACGUGAAGUCUCCACAAUGAUCUGUAUACUGCUGGUAGCCGGGCACGGCACCGUUUUAGAGACUCAGAUUAAGAAUGAUGACACAGGCUUAUACAGCCACCUGACCGGAGUACCGAAGGCCUUACUUCCUGGUACUGGAGGAAAGAAGAUCCUUGACUUUUGGUGGGAAACUGUCAACAUGCGGCAGCUGUUCACAGAGGUGUUUCUAGUCACAAAUGCAGACAAGUAUAAGCACUUUGAGCGCUGGGCCACAGCUAAUGACUUCCCGCUGGAAAACCUGGUGAAUGAUGGCAGCACUACGUUGGAGGACCGCCUUGGUGCUGUGGCCGACCUGCAGCUGGCCAUACGCAGCCGCAAGCUUCAGGACGACAUCAUGGUGAUUGCAGGAGACAUGCUGUGUGCAGACCAGAACUUUGACAUCGCUCAAGUUAUCCGUUUCUUCAGGUCACAGACUGGAGAGCUGAUGAUCUACUACGAGCUGGAGGAAAGUGAGAAACGCAGCUCCAGAGGCAUUGUGGAAGUCUGCCCUGAAACCCAUAGGAUAACUCGCUUCCUUGAGAAACCGCAGGAUGGGCUGACGGCGUCCCGGCUGGCCAGCGUGGUGUUCUACUGCUUCAGGAGAGACACACUGUCCUACCUGUCUGACUUCCUGAACCUGCAGCCUCGAGCUACAGACAGGACCUUCGGACAACUCUGGGAGUGGCUCAUUAAUGAGAAACAACUGGACGUGUUUGGGAUGAAGCUCCCCACCGGCUUCCAGCUCAUUGGACAAGUGGGUUUGUCAGACUACACUAAGUGGCUCACACACUACUCCACCAAGCAGCAAGACAAUCCUGCUAAACCAAUCACAUGCCGAUCAUUCGCCCGGGUUGGACUUAUGGGGAAUCCCUCAGAUGGCUUCAAUGGAAAAACCAUCGCCAUGUCAAUCUCUAACUUCUGGGCUGAGGUCACUCUAGUGGAGAGCCAGACUUUGGUUUUGGUCCCUCACCCUCUUAAUGACCCGACAGAGUUUGGAAGCCUACAGGAUCUAUUCUGUAUCAGCAGAAAGGAAGGAUACCUGGGCGGUCUGCGGCUGCUGCAGGCUACCUGUAAGAAGUUCUACCAGUUCUGCUCCAAACAAGGUAUUGCUCUGACAAAGCAGAACUUCACUCUGAAGUACGACACCAACAUUCCUCGGCAAGUGGGCCUUGCAGGAAGCAGUGCCAUCGUCUCGGCCACCCUGAAGUGUCUUAUGAAAUUCUACAACAUAACAGAAAACGAUCUCCCGAAGCCAAUCCGAGCCAACUUCAUCCUCAACGUGGAGACGGAUGAACUUUUCAUCACGGCUGGCCUGCAGGACAGAGUCGUACAGGUCUAUGAAGGCUUAGUCUACAUGGAUUUCAGCAAGAAGCUCAUGGAGGAGCAGGGAUAUGGAGACUAUGAUUUAAUGGACAUGAGUGAGCUCCCGCGCUUCUGGCUGGCUUACCUGAGCGACCCUAGUGACUCCGGACGUAUCCACAGCAACAUCCGACAGCGAUGGCUCAGUGGAGAGCCUCUGGUAGUUGAAGCCAUGAAGACCUUUGCAGAGCUUACAGAUCAAGCAAGGACGGCUCUACAGGACAAAGACUGGAGCCGCCUGGCACAGCUGAUGGACCAGAACUUUGAGCUGCGGAGGACUGUCUACACUGACGACUGUCUGGGUCCUGGAAACCUCAAGAUGGCUCAGCUGGCAAGGAAGUUUGGCUCGGCGGUGAAGUUACCCGGCAGUGGGGGCGCUGUGGUGGGUCUGUGCCUGGAUAAUGCCAGAUUGGUGGAGAUGAGGCAAGCUUUCCAGGAGGCAGGCUGUGUCUUCUGUGUCAUCACACCGUACGUCCCAUCUGCCAGCGCGACGAGCGGCCAUCACUGACUCACAUCUCCCCGGGACUCCGUCAGGCUGCUAAAGUAGGCUACAACUCAUGGCCAUCAGGAGUACGACAGACAGUCGCUCUCAAAGACUCCACGUGCCAAACCAUGAGAAUUAUCUGUAAUAAAGUGAUCAGUCACAUGAAGGCAUGAAAAAAAUCUGAUUAGCUGGAAAAAUCAUUCCUCUUUGGUGGUAGUUAAAAUGAAAAUGAACCAGACUGAACAAAUAAUGUGAGCUCUAAAAAGGGGGGUCGGACUACACAUUUAAAUUAGUUUAAGAUCAAAAGAGAUUCAGGACUUUAAUGAUCAUAGGACGUUUAAUAAGUAUCCAGUUUUGUACAAUUUACUAUACAUAAUAUAAAAAUGUUGUUUUUUAACAAGUGAAUGUAUAGUAAUAAUUUCAAUGUAAUCCUGUUUGUACAACGGUGUAUUAGGGUCAUUUCAAUUCAUUUCAGUCAUAUUUUGGAAUGAUUAAAGUCUUUUGUUUAUAAAAUGUAAGAUGUAAAUUUGCGAGAUUAAAGUUGUUAUUUAAGUCUAUGGUUAUAGGUGUUACUUUGAAAGGUCAUUUCAGAAAAGCACUCAAAUGUGCCAAAAUGAGGACAACAUAAAUCUUGUUAAUUUCCGACAAUCUUGUGAAUUUAUGACUUUAAUCUUGUAGAAUAACAACUUAAGUCUCGUGACUUUCUUCUCAUAAAUUUUCCAUUUUAAUCUUGGUUAUUUAUGACAAUCUUGUGAAUUUACUACUUUAAUCCUGUAAUAUUAAGACUUUCUUUACUUUCAACUUUUUCUUGUGAGUUUUUCGACUUUUCCCUCGUGAAUUACAAAUUUCUUCUCAUAAAUGUACAACUUGUAUCAUUAAGACUUUAAUCUUAAAAUCUCUCUCUAUGUGGUCCUAAUACUCAGUUGUGUAUUUGCUUUGAAUAAAAUAUUUUUAUUUUUAUAAACACAUUUUUUUAAAUCAAACUUUUGUUAAAAAAAACCAAAACAUUAAUAAAAGAAAAACUUACCAAAGCCAUUUAUUCUCCAUAUGUCACAGUGGUAUCUUAUUUAAUUUCCAGUUUAUGACUCCUAAAAAAGUUAUACAGUGUUUAAAAUAUAUUAUAUCAAGCAUUAGAUUUGUCCUAAAAUAAAUUCUCUUGUUGUAAUCUUUUGUAUGAUGAAUUUGAAUUUUAAUAUAAAAAUGAUAUGCUA
Labrus mixtus (cuckoo wrasse) is the source of this 3164-nucleotide messenger RNA. RefSeq names its product glucuronokinase with putative uridyl pyrophosphorylase (gene gkup). NCBI's taxonomy places the organism in Eukaryota, Metazoa, Chordata, Actinopteri, Labriformes, Labridae. The record is from RefSeq and is a predicted model, not a curated record. Gene Ontology annotation, molecular function: glucuronokinase activity; ATP binding. Gene Ontology annotation, biological process: biosynthetic process. Bases 109 to 1977 code for a protein of 622 amino acids. The transcript has 23 exons.